Messenger RNA from Paramuricea clavata, 1190 nucleotides. NCBI's taxonomy places the organism in Eukaryota, Metazoa, Cnidaria, Anthozoa, Malacalcyonacea, Plexauridae. The record is from the annotation of a GenBank genome assembly.
AUGCCUCGACAACAAAGAAACGGAACGAAUCAACGUCGCCAAACUCGAUCUGGCACGGGGGAUGAUGACAGUAUUGCGAGCCUGCGUCGUAGAUGCGAGGAAGAAGGUAUAUCUAGUGGCGGUCGAAGACAAACUUUGAUUGCGCGCUUGCAACAACACACUACGGGAAACGUGCCUUCUGCUACGCCGAGUACUUCGGUAGAAACAUCAACCGUUAGUUCUACACUGACCACACAAUCGCCUGCCUUGUUGACCGAUGCACAACUCGCACAGAUUCGAUCAAUCGUGUCAGAAAGCGUAGAACGAUCUGCCGCUGAAAUAGCAACGAACGCCGCCCGGGCUGCUGUCCAAGCUAUGACUUCGUCGACAGCACAAAGCCAUCCAGCAGUUCUAACAGAAAUCCCGAGUGCUUCCUCCGAUGUUCUUCGUAGUCAACCCAGCGCAGUUCCAGAUGUUAGCACAGUUGAUUUAACACAGUUUGCUCAAGCGGAACCAGCCACCCCGUAUGGACACGGCGCGCAUGAUAUCCCAGCUUCCUACGUGAAACAGAUUCAGUCUGGUGAGUUUUUUGACUUAUCAAAACUUUUACCCAGUAGCUUUCCCACUGCCGCCGAUGACGAGCCAGUCGUCUUUACGUUAGAAAAUUCAGUCCUUAAAGUUAAAAAGUCCCCAGCAACUCAAAAAAUCACUAGCAUCGAACAAUGGACGACUGCGUUUACGAGUUAUAUGAGCGUCCUUACGCACAAGUUUCCCACCAGAUCUCAAGAUUUACUCCAGUAUCUGUCACUGAUCCGUCACGCAGCACAAACACACCGAGGGCUUGGGUGGUGCGUCUACGACCACAAAUUUCGCAGAAAAGCUGCCUUAAACCCUCUUCUAAAGUGGUCUGAGAUUGACCAACAGUUGUGGUUAUUGAUUUUCACUACAUCACCUGAGAAUCUAAAACGAGAAUACCCCCUUUUUUCCAAUGGACCCCAAAAUAUCAAUUCCUCAGGGGGCGCAAAACGGGGUACAGCCAUUUGCCGCGAAUUCAACCGAAAUGGGACAUGCAUCUACAACCCAUGUCGAUACAGCCACGCCUGCAACCGAUGCGCAGGUCCUCACCCAGGAUAUAAAUGCGGUGAAAGACCCUCAAGCAAUAGCAACCACGCCUCAACGAGUAGUCACAAAUCCAGCAAAUCAAAGCAUCA